AUGUUAAAACUGAGAGAGGUGGCGAAUAAUUUCUAUAAGAAAGAAGUUGGGAAUGGUCGGCACAUCUCUUACUGGUAUGAUAACUGGUCAGCCAAUGGAGUGUUGAUUGAUCAUUUGGGUGAGAGGGGUAUUACUGAUAUGGAGAUAAGUAGAGAUGCUACUGUAGAGGAUGCUGUGCUUAAUACAAGGCGAAGAAGACGGCAUCGCACUCUGGAACUUAACAACAUAGAAGCUGAGUUAUUGGUAAUAAAGGAGAAAAGGAGAAGUAAUGUUGAGGAUGUAGCUUUGUGGAAGAGAAAGUCUUGUUUUAAAUCAACAUUCUCGACGCAGGAAACAUGGAUGCUUACCCGAGAAACUAAGCCUAUUUGUAAUUGGGCAAAGGGUAUUUGGUUCCCACAAGCUACUCCCAAAUUUGUUUUUGUGACCUGGCUUGCAAUGGAUAGAGUACUUAGGUGGAAUCAGGGGGUUGAUGCAGCAUAUGUGCUUUGUAAGAUUGCUGUCGAAACAAGGAAUCAUCUCUUCUAUGAAUGUUCUUAUGCUAGUCAGGUUUGGGAACAUCUUACAAAAGUGAUUCUACGAAGCUCUUAUACGAAUAUCUGGUCUGAGAGUGUGAUAUUGAUUAUGGAUGGGAAUAGGGAGAAGAAUAGCUUAUUCUGUAUUCGAUAUGCGUUUCAGGCCAGUGUUCAUGCUUUGUGGAAGGAGAGAAACAAGAUUAAAUAUGGAGAUAAGCCUCUUCUUCUGUCAAGUUUGAAGAAGUUUAUUGAUAAGGGUGUUAGAAAUCAACUAAGUCUGAUGAGAUCUAAGGGGAACAAGGGUAGAGAAGAAAUUCUUGAAUAUUAG
Molecule: messenger RNA, 840 nt
Organism: Brassica oleracea var. oleracea
Lineage: Eukaryota; Viridiplantae; Streptophyta; Magnoliopsida; Brassicales; Brassicaceae
Exons: 1
Coding region: 1-840 (279 amino acids)
Source: RefSeq, a predicted model, not a curated record